Lycium ferocissimum is the source of this 1374-nucleotide messenger RNA. RefSeq names its product calcineurin B-like protein 7. The record is from RefSeq and is a predicted model, not a curated record. Gene Ontology annotation, biological process: calcium-mediated signaling. NCBI's taxonomy places the organism in Eukaryota, Viridiplantae, Streptophyta, Magnoliopsida, Solanales, Solanaceae. The transcript has 9 exons. Gene Ontology annotation, molecular function: kinase binding; calcium ion binding. The coding region runs from base 309 to 950 and encodes 213 amino acids.
UUGUGUUCCCCACCAAAUUUUCUUCGUUACCUAAUGUUUCUUGGUCAUGUCUGUCUGACUCAUUUGCCACUUUUUUUUUUUUUUUUUUUUUUGUAAAUCUCUGUUUCUUUCCUCACUUUUUUCCCUUUCCAGCUUAAACUAUUACUAGACCCUUUUAAAGAAUGAUGAAAUGGGUAUAAAUAUGUGCAUUUAUCAAACUAGAGGCUUCACAAUUUGUACGAUCAAUGCAAUAUUAGGUGGCUGUUCAAUGAAGUUUCACUACCUCGGACACAUUGUUCUUUAACAAGAUUUUAUUAUUUCUGUCAUUGAUGGGCUGCUUUCACUCAAAAAUCUCCCGAUACACCCCUGGUUACGAGAAGCCAACAGUGCUCGCUGCUGAAACAGCUUUUACGGUGAGUGAAGUUGAAGCAUUAUAUGAGCUGUUCAAGAAAAUAAGCAGCUCUAUAGUUGAUGAUGGGCUCAUUCACAAGGAAGAGUUUCAGCUGGCACUUUUCAGGAACCAAAACCGGAGAAAUCUGUUUGCAGACAGGAUCUUUGAUCUCUUUGAUUGUAAAUGCAACGGAGUAAUUGAGUUUGGAGAAUUUGUUAGAUCAUUGAGUGUGUUCCACCCAAAUGUACCAGAAGCCGAUAAAAUUGCAUUUGCAUUCAGAUUAUAUGAUCUAAGGCAGACUGGGUGUAUUGAGAGAGAAGAGCUAAAAGAGAUGGUUUUGGCGCUGCUACAUGAAUCAGACUUGGUUCUUUCUGAUGAUGUAGUUGAAAUGAUUGUAGAACAGACAUUUACUGAAGCAGAUAAAAAGGGUGACGGGAAGAUAGAUCAAGAAGAAUGGAAGGAGUUUGUCUCAAAGAAUCCCUCUCUUCUAAAGAAUAUGACCCUUCCAUACCUGAAGGACAUAACUUUAGCAUUUCCUAGCUUUGUGAUAAGCUCUGAGGUUGAUGAUUUGGAAGUCUAAGCUCAUACUUAGCAAAAAGCAUGCGCAGUUGAACUGGUGAUGCAAGAAGUGCAAAAAAGGUCAAGAAUCCGACAAACAUCAGGUUUUGCAUCGACUUAGUUGGAAGUUCACCACACAAGAGUGAACUCAAGAGGCAGAUUUAUCAGUUUUCUGCCAUAGUCUCCAAUUGCUUGGCAAGAUGUACUACUUUUUAAAGUUUCUAGCUAGUCAGCUGGAGUUAGAAAGCAAGGUAGCAUUGUUCAUAUUAUAGUUCUUCAAAAUCCCGUUGGUCUAGGCUAAACUUUCGACAGGGAUUGUUCCAAUUUUUUCCCACUUCUCAUGUACUUAAAAGCUCUAUCAUGUAUAAUAUUUGAGAAACAGCAAUUUUUUGUGAUAAAGAUGCUAAAUUUUUUGUCGAGAUAAUAAACAUGUAAAAGUUGUGCCA